AUGGAUGAUCUGAAGAAAAUCAUUCGCUCACUGGCUAUAUCCAACGUCACUAGUGUCUAUACGGUAGCGCAAUUGGAUAAGGACUUCAGAAAUCUGGAAGGAUAUAGCAUCCCAUUCCAACGAUGUGGAUUUCGGACGCUCGAUUCAAUGCUCCAUAUAAUGUCCGAUGCUCUACGGGUAAGCGGUUAUGGGCCAAAUGCAACAAUUCAGCCAAUCGUCACAAGUAAAAACGUGCACAUAAGCGAGCUUGUAAAAAAAAGUAAAAAGAGCACCAAUCGGCGAAGAAUUAACACCUUUAGCAAUGGAUAUUCUUAUCCAUCGAAUCUGCCAAACGAUUACUCUAAAUCAGACAGGAAAUUUGACAGCGCUGUUUUUGCUAAGCGAAAUGAUUUUGUUUUAUCUGAUUUCUCUGACGAUUUUGACGAUGACUUCGACGAGCCGUAUAGUCCGAUAAUACAACCUGUUCAAAAUAAGAUACUGCCGGCUGGAGCUGAACCGCAUCAAAUAGACAACCAUGCAAGAAAAGAUUACAAUUCAGGCGAAACAUCAAAAACAACCAGCAAUUUCUAUGCUACUAUUAAUACCUGUGAUGAAAGUAAUAGUCCAAGCAGAAGAAGUCACGAAGCUUCAAUUUUUAAUAGUGAAUUGCAAAAGGAACCUAUUUUACCAGCCGAUGCGAUGGCAUUGAAUGAGAACGUGUGCGAAACUCCACUUUUCGCUCAUUUAAAACCGGGAGCAAAUGUUAAAGCUAUGGUGACGGCAGUGCUCGAUCCAUCAAAGAUGUACGUACAUUUGGUGGAACACACGGAUAAGCUAUUGAGGCUUGCACCAUAUAUAGACAGCUUCUACAACACAACGGCUGGUGAAAAGGAGUGGAUGAUGUCUGAAACAAUGGCACAAGCUGGUCUCUAUUGCGUCGCGAAAUACCACAAUCGCUGGCAUCGAGCGCUUAUUAAAAGUGUUGUAGAUAACAACCGUGUACUUUUGUUGUAUAUCGACUAUGGCUAUAUGAGAUACGUUUCACUAUCGGAAAUCAGGUACCUUACACGAGAGCUAUCUUCUAUUCCGUAUCAAACCAUUCAAAUUGCAUUGCCAUACUUGAACCCUGUAAAUGGAAUAUGGAGUAACGAUUGUAAACAGUUUGUAGCUAAAAGCGUGUACCAAAAGGUUUUACAGAUGGACAUCAUCAGUGUUCGAAAAGAAGGUAAUGUAUUAAAUGUUAUUCUUACGGAAUCUCCAAAAAGUCAUAACGACUUAAGUCUUAAUAAACUAUUGGCUUUACGUGAUGACGUUGUUUCGACCAGUAAAUUAGCCCAUUCAGAAGAACAAUAA
Molecule: messenger RNA, 1332 nt
Organism: Anopheles nili
Lineage: Eukaryota; Metazoa; Arthropoda; Insecta; Diptera; Culicidae
Exons: 3
Coding region: 1-1332 (443 amino acids)
Source: RefSeq, a predicted model, not a curated record